Molecule: messenger RNA, 1949 nt
Organism: Nothobranchius furzeri (turquoise killifish)
Lineage: Eukaryota; Metazoa; Chordata; Actinopteri; Cyprinodontiformes; Nothobranchiidae
Gene: pnp5b
Product: purine nucleoside phosphorylase 5b
Biological process (GO): nucleoside metabolic process
Cellular component (GO): cytoplasm
Molecular function (GO): purine-nucleoside phosphorylase activity
Source: RefSeq, a predicted model, not a curated record
CGUACAUCUGAGGCGUUAUCGGGAGGCGGAGGGUGCGUAAAACCGGUCUCUCCAUCAGGAAACCCUCUCACAGAAUUCGGAUAAACUUAUCCGGGAACGACCUGAGUGAUUUAUCAUCAUACAUUCGGAUCUCACUUCACAAUGUCUGACUCUGGUGGAUGCUACGAGGAGUGUAGGAACAUAGCCGAUUGGCUGCUGAACCGCACACAAGUGCGACCGACCGUGGGAAUCGUGUGCGGAUCCGGCCUGGGGGGGCUGGCUGACAUGCUCAAGGACCCACAGGUCUUCAAAUACAGCGACAUUCCCAACUUCCCACGCAGCACAGUGCACGGCCACGCGGGUCAGCUGGUGUUUGGAACACUAAAAGGAAAGCAGUGUGUUUGCAUGCAGGGACGGUUCCACCUGUAUGAAGGUUACCCCAUCCAGAAGACCACGUUGCCCAUGCGCGUCUUCAAACUGAUGGGCGUUGAGACGAUGAUCCUGACCAACGCAGCAGGAGGCCUGAACCAGGACUUCAAAGUGGGCGACUUCAUGGUCAUCAAGGACCACAUCAACAUCCCCGGGUUCGCUGGAAACAACCCGCUGGCUGGACCCAACGACGACAGGUUUGGUGUCCGUUUCCCCUGCAUGUCGGACGCCUACGACCGUGACCUGCGGCAGAUGGCGCACGACGUGGCAGCAGAGCUGGGCUACAGCGACUUCCUCCAAGAGGGGGUGUACUGCGUCCUCGGAGGUCCCUCCUUUGAAACCAUCGCUGAGUGUCGCAUGCUGCACCGCUUAGGCGGCGAUGCUGUUGGGAUGAGUACAGUGCACGAGGUGAUCGUCGCCCGCCACGCCGGGAUGCGUUGCUUUGCUCUGUCUCUGAUCACCAACCGAGCUGUGAUGGACUACGACAGCCAGGAGAAAGCCAACCACGAAGAAGUUCUGGAGACUGGCAAGCAGCGGGCCAAGCAGAUGGAGAAGCUGGUCACCACCAUGGUGGCUCGGCUGGACAACGACAAGAACAACUCCUUCUGAUGGCUGCUGUACCUGAUCCCAGGUCAGCUGCUCAUCCCUGCAUCCCAGCAGGAAGCUUUUGAAGUUAGAGUCUUACAGCGGUAAAUUAAGUUGUAGAGUUUUGCAUCAGCAGAUCAGAUAAGACGGUUUUUGCUGCCUGUUACUAAUAUUUAUAGCUGGUCUGCAUUUUUAAACACUCCUGUUUUUAACUUAUUUAGACAUUUUAGCAGAUUCCUGAUCGGCUACUCUGCUCUGUUCUUGGUUUUAGUAAAAAUCUUCCAGACUUGUUUUUUUAACUUGAAUAUUUAUUGUUUAGUUCUUCCACAUUCCCUAAAUAUCUGUAUGAAACGAUCUUUUUGUACUUUUUUUUUUAGUGGACCAACUCACUGCACUUGUCUUCAUAAGAUGAUGACGAAUGUAAAAAUGUGGUGUAAAAUAUUCUAAAUAUUUAUGUGAAAUGUAUUUAAGAGGUGUUGGAAAAUAAUUUGAUUUAUUUGUUGUAAAAGGGAAGUUUUUCUGCACAAGAGUCACUAAAAUAAUGGCUAGCUGACAUGGAGGUUGUUGCUGUACUGAACGCUAUAAACAGGAAUGCAGUGUUACAACAAAUGACUGGGAAUUAAAAUGUUUGCCUUUGUUACAUGUGAAACUAACACAGACCUGAGAUUCUGUUUAACACCCUCCUUUGGUUGUUUCAAUAUUGCUCAGGCCCCACAGUAAAGACGAGUUUCCUGCUGUUAAAUUAAACCCAUUCAGGUAAAAAUGGAUAUAAAGAAAAAGGUGCAUCCAGAACCCUAAAGAACAAAUGUGUUUUGUUUGGAUUUAAAAUGUAUUUUUGUUUUUAACUUUUAUUUUCUCAAAGAUACUGAAAAAUACAGAAUUAGAGCUGCACAUAGAACGUUCACCUAGAUGAUAAAAUGUGUAAAGCUGAUUAAAGCUUCCUUGUGACUACGGUG